AUGAGUUACAAAUCUCCACGAACACCUGGAUCGACACCGAUCCACGACUACGACAGCGUCUACUCGAGGAUGUCGUCCGCAACUCCCACCCCUUCGCCGAGGCCAACCUGGGCCGACUCGACCCCAAGGCGACCAGCGACCCGCGUGGCCCACUCGCGAUUCAACAGUUACUCCCAGGCUAGUGACUUCAGCCCUCGUCCCCCUAAGGACUCGCCACGCUACAACAGCGUCGGACAAUAUAGCACGGCAGAUGUGAGUCACAAAACUUCUUCGUCGCGCAGGCUUUCAGAGUCAUCUCCGCGUUCCAAGCGCGACCGCCGGUUCUCAUUUACCUAUGUCCGGGCUUCCACCCCAUAUGGAGAAUCCGACGAGGACGAGAUCAUUGAGGCGUUGGGACAUACAUACGUGCUCCCCGCACAGUCCCGCUCCAAGAACCACCAUCACCGCAAUUCCGCUUUCCUACCUCGAGACUUUGAUGAUGACCGAGGACGGUACACUAAUUACGACGACUACCUGCAGGGUGCUUCUAACGCCGCUACAUACGAUGAUUACUACACACGAGAGCAGGCUGCCAUGUUCCAGUCACCUCAAGCCCGACCUCCUACCAGCUUCGGCCACAGCCGACGCUCUUCUACUGCGGUCCCUCCCCCCAGGCCUCAGACCGUCCGUCCAGCGAGCUCUCACCGCAGCAAGCCAGCUUCUACUCCUUCUACCCCCAAGGCCACUGAGGCCGAUGCUCGCAAGCAUCGCAUCCCUACCGGAUACUCACUCAAGAACUGGGACCCUAGUGAAGAACCUAUUCUCCUCCUCGGUAGUGUCUUCGAUGCCAACAGUCUUGGAAAGUGGAUAUAUGACUGGACCGUCUACCACCAGGGUCCUGCCACUCCCAUCUCUGACAUGGCUGGUGAGAUGUGGCUUCUCCUUAUUCAGCUUGCGGGUAAGGUGAAGCGUGCCGAGGAAACCGUCGGUCGUGUUCGCACCGAUGACAACCGUGACCUUGUUGAGGAGUUCAUCGAGGCCGGUGAACGCCUCACUGAGAAGCUCCGAUCUCUUCUCAAGGCUUGUGAAGCCCCCAUGCUUAAGGCUGCCAAGCGCAAGCAAGCUGGCCUCGGCAAGAAUGCCGGCGUCGAAUUCGUCGAGACUCUUUUCGGACGUGACCGAGAGCUUGACAAGACUGAGAAGUUCAUGCAGAACGUGAGGCUUUUCAACCUUCGCUUUGACGCCAACUGUGAAGAGAUUCUCCGAAACCCUACCAAAUAA
This is a messenger RNA of Fusarium sp. VM40, 1260 nucleotides long. The record is from the annotation of a GenBank genome assembly. Lineage: Eukaryota; Fungi; Ascomycota; Sordariomycetes; Hypocreales; Nectriaceae.